Molecule: messenger RNA, 1251 nt
Organism: Trichoderma virens Gv29-8
Lineage: Eukaryota; Fungi; Ascomycota; Sordariomycetes; Hypocreales; Hypocreaceae
Exons: 4
Coding region: 1-1251 (416 amino acids)
Source: RefSeq, a predicted model, not a curated record
AUGGCAGCUAGGGAGUUCGCUGAUUCUUUGUUCUCGCGAUGGUUUACGUCGACUGCCGAAUCCAAAGGGGCAGAUAAAGCAUCGCCAAAAGAGUCCGACACAUAUCGUGUUAGCGGCGUGCCUCUGGACUGGGACCAUGAACGAUUGAGGUCCUUUUUAAUGGACCAGCAAAAUCUCACAGGCGCAAUGGUGCAGUCGCUUGCUCAUGAAGCGAAUACUGAAUCGCAAACAGCAACUGUUACUUUUGAAAAUGCUACACUACAAGAUCUGCCUGACCAGGGUUUGAACAUUCCAUUACCACAUGAAUACGCUUGUGGUUUGCUAUCCAGUCAAUACCUAUCGAUUGAGAAAAAAUUUCUUGGUCUUACGACACUUUAUCAACCACUUUCGAAAGAUCACAAAAUCGACGUUAUUGCUUUAUCUGGUCUCGGAGGCCACGCUUUUGGGUCGUUUAAAGAGAGAGGGGGGUCUCAUAUGUGGUUGCGAGACUCUCUUCCGAGAGAUCUUACUUCAGAGACCGAUAACGGGCAAAUGGCGAGAGUUAUGAUCUAUGGUUACGAAUCGGGUGUUGCGGGAAGUCGAAAUAUGCAAAAUCUAGAAGAUUUGGCCACCGCAUUCCAUAGCAGCUUGAUUGCACUGGCCGCUAGUCAAACAACUAGACCAAUUAUCCUUAUUGGCCACAGCCUUGGAGGACUUAUUAUCAAGCAGGUAAAAGCUUUAAUAUCACUAUCGAGGUCGACUAUUCCGGACGAUCAGAAACUCAUACGUGCCGUGUACGGGGUCAUCUUCUUCGGAACUCCACACGAUGGCAUGGACAUUAGUUCGCUCAUCCCCAUGGUUGGAGAUGGUCCGAAUCGCUUCCUGAUUGAGUCCAUCAGCCGCAUCAACUCGCAGAUCAUUAGUAUACAACAAAGAGAUUUUCACUACGCCCUGGGGGAAAAGGGUAAUUCAGAAGUGUUCUGCUUUUACGAAACGCUCGAAUCACCAACAGCGCAACGAGACAAACGCGGCGAAUGGAAAAUGAUUGGGCCGCCUGCAGUUCUCGUUACCAAGUCCUCGGCUACGCACAGUCGCCCCUGGGAAGAUGGUUCAGAACACAUCUGCGCCAUCGCCCGCACACAUUCCGACAUUGUCAAAUUUGGGCCACACGACCCAGACUAUAGAAACGUGAUACAGAGAAUUAGAGGGCUAUCGAGACGGGCAAUCAAGGCGCGAGACCGGUUACAAACAACAACAUCAAAGUGUAUGUAA